UCACUUCCUGUUAAUAUUCACAACAGAGCCGAUACACAUAAGCUAAUUAGUUUUAGCAGCGUUUGGUCAAUAAAUGUUAACGUAGCAUAAAUCCUUAGGAAGAAUAAUGAUUCCUUACACUGUCAACAUCAAACUCGCGGCUCGGACGUUAACUGGCACUCUCAAUUUGCAGAAUAAAACCGCUGUGGAUUGGGGCUGGCAGGGGCUCAUAGCUCAGGGAUGUCACUCCAGUAUUCUUGUAAUCGAUCCUAAGACCGCCCAGACCAUCCAGGUGCUCGAGAGACACAAGGCAAAUGUGGUCAAGGUGAAAUGGUCCAGGGAAAAUUACUUCCACAACCUGAGCUCACCCUACUGUCUGCGGUUGGCCUCAGGAGAUGCCUCGGGCAAGAUCAUAGUGUGGGAUGUGGUCAGUGGCACUGCCCACUGUGAGAUACAAGAGCACUCGAAACCUAUCCAGGACUUGGAGUGGUUGUGGAAUCAGGAUGCAUCUCGUGAUCUCUUGUUAGCCAUCCAUCCUCCCAACUACAUCGUUCUGUGGAAUGGAGACACGGGCACCAAGCUGUGGAAGAAGAGCUAUGCGGAGAACAUCCUCUCUUUCUCUUUUGACCCUUUUGACCCCUCUAACAUGGCAUUGCUGACUAGUGAAGGGAUAGUCUUUAUCACAGACUUUACUCACUCCAAACCACCAGGCAGCGCUGGCAAAAAGGUCUACAUUGCCAGUCCUCAUGCAAGCCCGGCGCAUACCAAACCUGCACCUGCAGCUCCUCCAGCCCCUACUGGUGCCAAGAAGGCCCUUAACAAGGUCAAAGUGCUCAUCACCAAUGAAAAGCCCACUGCAGAGGCAGUGACACUGAACGACUGCCUGCAGCUAUCCUACCUGCCUUCGAAGAGAAACCACAUGCUGCUGCUUUAUCCCAGAGAAAUUUUGAUCCUGGACCUGGAGCUCAGUCAGACGGUGGGUGUGGUGGCCAUUGAGCGCUCCGGGGUCCCCUUCAUUCAGGUGAUUCCUUGUGCUCAGAGAGAUGCCCUCUACUGCCUCCAUGAGAAUGGUUGUAUCACACUCCGAGUUUGUCGCUCCACGGUUUCCACAGAGGAAGCGGCCGACCCAGAACAGAGUGUCCAGGAGCUUGUGUACGACCUGCGCUCUCAGUGUGAUGCCAUCCGAGUAACCAAGACUGUCCGACCGUAUCGCAUGGUUAUUUGCCCUGUCAACGAAAACAAGGCUGCACUCAUGGUCAGCGACGGCAGAGUCAUGCUGUGGGAGCUCAGAGCCCACACUGGCAAGGCUGCUACCAAUCCUAGUUCGGGUCUGUCACCGCUCUACUCCCCUGUGUCAUUUUGUGGAGCUCCACUGGGUCCAAACCAGAAAAAGAUCCAGGAUCUGUCUCUUAACAGCAUGAUUGGUCAGACCUUGAUAGCAGGUGAAACUCCUCCUACGUCAUCCAACCAGCAAGAAGUCCAGCUGAAGUUCCUGCUAACUGGCUUGUUGUCUGGUCUGCCGCUGCCACCAUUUGCCAUUCGCAUGUGUCCACCUCUUACCAAAAAUAUCAACCAUUAUCAACCCCUUCUGGCUGUAGGCACCAGCAGCGGUUCUGUGCUGGUCUAUAACUUAACGAGUGGACUUCUCCAGAAAGAACUCAGUGUUCACUCUUGUGAAGUCAGGGGGAUAGAAUGGGUGAGUCUUACCAGUUUCCUAUCUUUUGCUACUUCUGCACCCAACAACAUGGGGCUGGUGCGAAAUGAACUGCAGCAUGUCGACCUGCCUACUGGCAGAUGCUUUGCAUUCAGAGGCGAGCGUGGAAAUGAUGAGCCUCCCAUUGAGAUGAAAGUGUCUCAUCUCAAGCAGUACCUAGUGGUGGUGUUCAGAGACAAACCCUUGGAGCUAUGGGACAUUCGGACUGGGACUCUUCUCCGGGAGAUGGCUAAGAACUUCCCCACUGUUACUGCACUGGAGUGGUCCCCAUCCCACAAUCUUAAGAGUCUAAAGAAGAAGCAGAUGGCUGCGAGGGAGGCCAUGGCUCGGCAGACUGUGUCAGAUGCUGAGCAGAGCAGUGUUGAGUCCUCAGUCAUCAGUCUCCUGCAGGAUGCUGAGAGCAAGUCAGAGACGAGCCAGGCCAUCUCAGCCAGGGAGCAUUUUGUAUUCACUGACACAGACGGGCAGGUGUACCACAUCACUGUGGAGGGCAACACAGUCAAAGAUGGUGCACGAAUUCCACCUGAUGGGAGUAUGGGCAGUAUAGCCUGCAUUGCCUGGAAAGGUGACACCCUGGUGCUUGGAGAUGUGGAUGGCAAUCUCAACUUCUGGGACCUCAAAGCUCGUUUGUCGAGAGGGAUACCAACACAUCGUGGCUGGGUGAAGAAGAUUCGCUUCGCUCCGGGGAAGGGCAACCAAAAACUGCUGGUCAUGUACACAGAUGGAGCAGAGGUCUGGGACACCAAAGAGGUUCAAAUGGUGAGCAGCAUGCGCAUUGGUCGCAAUGUGAACUACCGCAUCUUAGACAUCGACUGGUGCACAUCAGACAAGGUUGUGCUGGCGUCGGACGAUGGCUGUAUCCGAGUGUUGGAAAUGGCCAAAUCUGCCAGCUAUCGCAUGGAUGAGCAAGACCUGACAGAUCCAGUGUGGUGCCCUUGCUUGUUGGUGCCCCGAGCUGCCCUCACUCUAAAGGUUUUUCUUCUGCUGCAGCCUUGGUCAGGAACCUUUACCAUGGAUAUCACUCAAGUAGACUACACGGAGAAAGCUGAUAAAGGCCUUAUCCAGGAGCAGCUCAACUCAUUAUCAAAUGAUAUGAAGAGUGUGCUGCAGGACCCGGAGCUCAGUCUUCUGCAGCGCUGCCUCCUGGUCUCACGGCUGUUCGGGGAUGAGUCAGACCUUCACUUCUGGACAGUGCGUCCCACUACAUCCAGGUCGUUUGCACAGGCCCGUCAGCUGACCGUGUCCACUUCAGAUGGUCAGGCCCAAAACGAGGGAGCCCAGCCAUCACCUCAGAGCCACCUGGACAUCUGCCACGAUGUCUUGUGUGAGAGCUCUUACUUCCAGAAGUUCCAGUUGGAUCGAGUUCACCUGCAGGAAGUAAAACGCUCCAGUUAUGAACACACUAAGAAAUGUGCCGACCAGCUCCUCCUUCUGGGUCAGACGGACCGGGCAGUGCAAUUACUGUUGGAGACGAGUGCAGACAACCCCAGCUACUACUGUGAUUCACUCAAGGCCUGCCUAGUGACCACCAUCACCUCCUCAGGCCCCUCACAGUCUACAAUCAAACUAGUGGCCACCAAUAUGAUAGCUAAUGGCAAGCUUGCAGAGGGAGUUCAGCUGUUGUGCUUGAUUGACAAGGCAGCAGAUGCUUGCCGCUACUUGCAGACCUACGGGGAGUGGAACCGAGCCGCAUGGCUGGCUAAGGUGCGUCUGAAUCCGUCAGAGAGCUCAGAUGUGCUGAAGCGCUGGGCAGAACACCUGUGCUCCCCACAGGUCAACCAGAAAUCCAAAGCCAUUCUGGUGCUGCUUUCCUUGGGCUGCUUUUACAAAGUAGGAGAGAUGCUUCACAGUAUGAGACACUUUGAUCGUGCCGCCCUCUUCAUCGAAGCCUGUCUGAAGUAUGGGGUGAUGGAGGCCAAUGACUCGUCCAAUAAACUUAUCGAGGCUGCGUUUUUGGACUAUGCGCGGCUGCUGCGCACGCUGGGCCUGCGGGAGGGCGCUGCUCUGUGGGCAUCGCGAGCUGGCAGCGCCGGGGAGCAGCUGAUGGAGGAGCUUUUUCAAGGAGAGGGAGGUAUAGCAGAAGCCAUUCUUGGCGAAGAGGUCGAGCUGGGCCAGGAGAGCAAGGAAUGACCGUGAAGAUGGGAGAUUCGGAAGACGAUGGAUGGCCUGCUGUUUGGUGUUCAUCACGAGUUAGCCAUUCAGUCUAACCUCAGUAACCCAGCAGGCAUCCAGGAGAGUCGUGAUCAUCAUCUCCACAUCAGUAUGAGGGGUUUACUCUGUCAUUCAGUCAGUGGGUUUGCUCUUGUCUGUGACUGUAAUGAGACUGGGAUUUCUUGGUGUUUGGUGAGACCAGUGUGUCUGUGCUGUGUCAGUGUGUGCGUAUCAACCCUGAAAGAAACAAUUUCCUUGUUGAACUUUUCCCCCCAAAAAAUCAGUGUGUGUUUUGGUUGAUUAAUGAAUUCAGAUGAUUUGGUUUUUUGUUUUUUGUUUUUUUAUUUACUUGUUAAGCCUUAUUUUGUGUGCCUGUAUUAAUUCCCAGGAACUGUUGUAGCGCCACAGGUUCAAUUUGCCUUUAUUUCUGCUGAAAUUAAGAGUGGCAGAAUUUAUUUAUUCCCAAGUAAAGGUUCUCUGUUCCCAUUUGAAAAUGCACUUCAUUUAAAAAUGUCACUACUGACAAGUUCAUUUUCAAAUGACAUGGCAAAUUAAAUUUCUUUUUUAAUUUAAUAUCUUUUUUUUUUUUUUUUUUUUUUUGCAUUCACUGUAACCAAAAUGCUGCAUAACUUGUUUGAGAACUGCUUGACCAUCUCUGAGCCAUGCAGUAAUAUUGCAGUAGACGGACACACAGCAUACUGGAGGCUUUCUGCAGCAGGUGGUGUUUUAUAAGUAAUUGACCAAAGCCUGCUGCUGCACACGCCUCUGCAGCUGUAAUAGUUGGAUGGCAGUAAAAUUGCACAGCCAGCCCAUACUGCACUUAUUAGACACUUAUUAAUAUAUUAUCUCCCUUGAUGCCAAGGAGAGGGGAGUCUGACCGCUGCCACCUGAGGGAUUAAGCACCAUUUAAUUAGAGCAUGCAGAGAGUUCUGUUCAGUCAGACGCACAGUGGUUGUUUGUUAAUCCAUUCCAAUAAUCCAAAUAGAUUUUUUUUUUAAUUUUUCUAUUUUUACUGAGGAUCGAGAGAAUGCUUUGCAAUGUGUACUUUGAUGUUUGUAUAAUGAAGUUGUUCUCUGUGUGUGUGUCACAAGAAGAGCUGUCAAAACGUGUCAGACCCCCGAUGGAUCAUAUAGUCUGUGCUGCUUCUACUGUUGCUCAUCACAAUCACAGAACUUGACACACUGACUUAGAGGCUGCCACCUUUCCUUUGCUUUGCUUUUGCCUUGUUACAUGGUGAAUCCUCCCGAUCACUUUAAAAAAAAAAAAAAGCGUGUACGACAAUGCAAGUCCUUCAGUGGUUGCGUGGUUAAUUGCUUUGUCACGUUCAGCAACUUCAUUCCCGGGACGUUGUAGUGCGUUACUGUGCUUCACAAACACGUCAGUGCUGUUUUUCUUCUGUGUUACAGUAAACCCCGGGCUGUGUCACUAUGGCAACCCAGCCCUAUUUUCGGGGGCUACAUGUUGUUCCCGUAUAUCCAUUUCACGUGGCACCCAAUAACACACUGUAGGAUCCCACAGAGUCACACAAUCCAACUGAGGACGUGUUGUAGUUGACCUGAAGCUGUGUAUCAUCUUCCAAUCAUAACUGUAUUGUGGAAGCAACAUGUACUGUACUGCCUCUUUGUGAUUGGGCACUAGUUUGAUUAACACGUGCUGCUUUUCUUUAUAUGUAGAUGAACUUGAUUAAAUGAUUCAGGCAUGUAGACAGGAGACAACAUGCCUUUAGCAGGAUGUUUUGUAAGAAAUUAUUGUAAUGGUGUCAAUGUUUAGUGCUUUUUUUCCUCCCAUUGUUCUUUGUUUGUUGUUUGCACAGUGACCCUAAUGCUUUAAGCUGUAUAAAUAUUGCAAGAGAAAGGAGCUAUAUGUAUAUAUGGAUGGCAAUAAAGUCAGUAACUUCA
Molecule: messenger RNA, 5742 nt
Organism: Archocentrus centrarchus (flier cichlid)
Lineage: Eukaryota; Metazoa; Chordata; Actinopteri; Cichliformes; Cichlidae
Gene: wdr11
Product: WD repeat domain 11
Cellular component (GO): cytoplasm
Molecular function (GO): protein binding
Source: RefSeq, a predicted model, not a curated record